Molecule: messenger RNA, 1110 nt
Organism: Fusarium vanettenii 77-13-4
Lineage: Eukaryota; Fungi; Ascomycota; Sordariomycetes; Hypocreales; Nectriaceae
Exons: 1
Coding region: 151-957 (268 amino acids)
Molecular function (GO): oxidoreductase activity
Source: RefSeq, a predicted model, not a curated record
UUGGAAUCUUGAUCCUUGUUGUAGAUGACUGCAUCUUGAAUACUUAAGUUGACCUGCUCCCAGCUGAAGGUGAAUGUCUCUCAAUUCACCAUCAACAACCCAUCGAUUACUCCCCAAUCCCCCACCACAAAACCACCACAAAAUCACAAAAUGGCUGCUGCAGUUGGCAAAUACGUCUCCAAGCUCGCCGGCAAGCGCGUCCUCGUCAUUGGCGGCUCCUCAGGCGUCGGCUUCGGCGUCGCGGAGGCAGCCCUCCAGAACGGCGCCUCUUCCGUCUUCAUCUCCUCUUCCUCUCAAUCCAAGAUCAGCAGCGCCAUUGAGCGCCUCAAGAGCAACAACACAUCCACCAAGACUGAGGUCCAGGGCUUCCCCUGCAACUUGGCUUCUUUUGACACCCUCAACUCAGAGGUUGAGAAGCUUUUUUCUGAGGUCGCCAAGAGUGGAAAGCUUGAUCAUGUUGUUUUCACAGCUGGUGACCAGAUUGCUGUUGGCAAGCUUGAGGACUUUACUCUCGACGCCCUGAAGCAGGCUGGAGCUGUCCGCUUCUUUGCGCCCCUGGUGAUCGCCCAGCAGCUCCGCAAGAACCUCAACGAGAGCACCACCUCUUCAUACACCAUCGCGACAGGUGGUGCUCAGGAGCACGUGGGCAAGGACUGGACGGUGAUGCAGUCGUACCUUGGCGGGAUCCGCGGCAUGACCCGUGGCUUGGCGGUCGAUCUGGCGCCCAUCCGCGUCAACGCCGUCGCCAUGGGUCCCACCGACACCGAGAUCUGGGGCAAGGUCAAGGAGAUGGGAUACUGGGACCACGUGACGGGCAAGAUGAAGGCUAGAAUGACUACUGGUGCUAUCGGCGCCGUUGAGGAUGUGGCCGAGGCGUAUGUUUAUUUGAUGAAGGAUAAGAAUGCUUCUGGUAGCAUAGUUGAGACUACUGGUGGUACUCUGAUGUCCAUGUCUUAGAUUUGGGUGGUGAUACAGGGUAGAUAGAUAAUCACGGCGUUCUGAACACACCAGUUUUGGCACACCUUUCUUUCUCUCUCCUCCAGUGACAUUAUCAUGUAAAGUUGUAAUGAAGUAUUAGCAAUAGAAUAAAUCAGAUCAAAUGAAAUCCUC